GGGCAGUGGCUAUCCAUCGGACGUGUGUUGACUCAGAAGGAAAAAACUGAUUAUGAUAUGGCAUGUGCCUUGAAAAGAGUUAUUGUUGCUGAGUUGCAAGCACGUAAACGGGCUGAUCCUCACUAUCCCGUGCCAUUUAUACUCGUCUGUAAAAGAACCAUAAGACUAAGAAUCGAAAAACAGUACUCCACCAUCGAAGAAGCCGCCUCCCGUUACUCCAUAUCUACCGAAGCUAUACUUCGAGAAAAGCAACGUCAUAACGAAACUCUACAUUCUGAUGCAAGAAGUACAAAGCGUCCUGCAUAUGUUGGCCCACUCAGGGAUUCGCGCCGUGCGGGCGGUCCUCAUUAA
Molecule: messenger RNA, 351 nt
Organism: Cylicocyclus nassatus
Lineage: Eukaryota; Metazoa; Nematoda; Chromadorea; Rhabditida; Strongylidae
Source: the annotation of a GenBank genome assembly